AUGGUGCAGGAGUCGGUGGAACCUUACGAAGGUCCGACCCCUGUCGACGCAACCUCCUCCACCUCUUCAUCCGGUGUCGUCGAAGCAGCAGCAGCGACGACGUCGAGAGAGAAGGGCACAAUCUUAUCGGAGAGCAAGAAUUUGGGUCGAUAUCACACCGCACUCAUCCUCUUCACCAACCAAGUAGGAUUGGGCAUCUUGUCCCUACCUCGCGCUUGUCAGAUCCUAGGCAUCGUGCCAGGCGUGAUAGCCAUCAUAGGUAUCGGACUCUUAUCGACCUACACCGCCUACGUGCUCUUGCAGUACUGGCGUCGAUAUCCCCACGCGCUCAACAUGGUCGAUUUCGCGCGCAUCUUGGGCGGAAGACCCCUGGAGAUCGUCGUGGGCAUCAGCUUUGUGCUCAAUCUGGUGCUGACCUGCGCAAGCUCCUCCGUCACCAUCUCUACCGCGCUCAAUAGCAUCAGCGAGAAUGCGCUCUGCACGGCGGGAUUCGUGGGAUUCGCAGCUUUGGCUUCCUUCAUCCUUUCCCUGCCCCGGACGUUCAAAUUCGUGGCGCAUGUGGGCGUGCCGAGCACGAUAAGCAUCAUUGCAGCCGUGCUGAUCGUCAUGAUUUCGCUCGGAGUGGCCGACGAGGCUCAACUAGGAAGGCCUGCGCAAUCGGAAGCAGUUCGAAUCGAAGUGAUCGGUCGACCAGAUUUCAGUCAAGGCUUAUCCGCAUGUCUGAACAUAGCCUACGCGUACGCCGGCAAUUCCGGCUUCGUGAGCGUCAUGGCAGAGAUGCGGGAUGCUUCGCACGACUUUGUCCCUGCGCUCGUUUGGCUUCAAGCCGCAGCUAUCACGCUCUACGUCGUCACGGCCAUCGUGGUGUACGCGUUAGCAGGUCAAUACACGACCUCGCCAGCGCUAGGUGCAGCACCGCCAACCAUCGCAAAGAUCGCCUACGGAAUAGCUCUUCCAUGUCUGCUGGGUACAGCCCUCGUCUUUGGUCACACCGCCAUCAAAUACCUCUACAUCGUCUCUCUAAAACUCUUUGGCGCUCAAAAUCAAGCUACGCGCAACACAAAGACUUCUUGGACUUGUUGGAUAUCCUGCGCACUCCUCUUUUGGACCGCCGCUUUCCUCAUCGCCAAUGCCGUCCCCAUCUUCGAUAGCAUCCUCGACAUUUCGUCCGCCACCUUUAUAGCCUGGUUCACCUUCGGCAUCAGCGGCGUAUUCUGGUUUCACCUAAAUUGGCAUCCAGACGCCCAAACGGGCGUACGACCAUUCAACAAGGAUUGGAAGAAGAAGACUUUGGCAUUGGUAAACGUUGCGAUCAUUGUGAUUGCGCUCUUCAUGAACAGCGCGGGACUGUACGUCGCCAUAACUAGACUUUUGGACAUCUUUAGGGACGAUGCCAACGCUAUCAGCGCGCCUUUUACCUGCGCCGAUAAUAGCGUCUUUUGA
This is a messenger RNA of Ceraceosorus guamensis, 1443 nucleotides long. RefSeq lists its product as hypothetical. Lineage: Eukaryota; Fungi; Basidiomycota; Exobasidiomycetes; Ceraceosorales; Ceraceosoraceae. Gene Ontology annotation, biological process: amino acid transmembrane transport. The record is from RefSeq and is a predicted model, not a curated record. Gene Ontology annotation, molecular function: amino acid transmembrane transporter activity. Bases 1 to 1443 code for a protein of 480 amino acids. Gene Ontology annotation, cellular component: vacuolar membrane. The transcript has a single exon.